Messenger RNA from Aspergillus sclerotioniger CBS 115572, 1759 nucleotides. RefSeq names its product putative amino acid transporter. Gene Ontology annotation, molecular function: amino acid transmembrane transporter activity. The transcript is spliced from 7 exons. Gene Ontology annotation, cellular component: vacuolar membrane. The record is from RefSeq and is a predicted model, not a curated record. The coding region runs from base 272 to 1642 and encodes 456 amino acids. Gene Ontology annotation, biological process: amino acid transmembrane transport. Lineage: Eukaryota; Fungi; Ascomycota; Eurotiomycetes; Eurotiales; Aspergillaceae.
CAACGCCUUCGCUUCUUCUUCUCCUUCUCCUUCUCUUCUCCAGCUUCUCUUCUCCAGCUUCUCUUCUCCUCUUCUAUCACCUUCCCCGACUUCGUCGACGGUAGCGCAUCUGCAGAGGCCCAGGCAGCGGAGGACCGGAUCUUCUUGCGACCCCACUCGUGAGAAUUUUUCUGUAUCAUCUUCUCCUCGUCCGUCCUCACUUCCGGCUGCUGUUACUGCUGCUUUCGUGUCCCUCUGCACCGCGACACUUCCCCGAAUCCCCCCAGUCACCAUGCGCUUGGACGGCGUCGCCCCCCCGCCGGAUGCGGUCGAGAACAAGGCUCGCGACGAGAAGGAUGAUGACCUCGAGGACCUCAAGGCCGUCGGAAAUACCCCCGAGGUGGAUGCUUUUGGCGACGAGGCCAAUGCGGAGGUCAAGUACAAGACCUUGAAGUGGUGGCAAUGCGGAAUGUUCAUGAUCGCAGAAUCCGUGUCCCUCGGUGUCUUGUCGCUGCCUGCGACUAUGACGGCCUUGGGUCUUGUUCCUUCCCUCAUCCUAAUCAUCGGCCUGGGAAUCCUCGCCCUCUACACCGGCUACGUCAUCGGCCAGUUCCGCGAACGACACCCCUACAUCCACAACCUCGCUGAUGCGGGCGAGAUUCUCAUGGGCGCCUUCGGCCGGGAGCUGUUUGGACUCGGCCAGAUUCUCUUCUCCAUCUUCAUCAUGGGUAGCCACAUCGUCACCUUUACCGUCAUGAUGAACACCAUCACCGACCACGGUACCUGCUCCAUCGUAUUCAGUAUUGUGGCGUUUGUCAUAUGUCUGGUCCUUUCGCUCCCUCGCACCAUCAAGAAUUUGACAUACAUAUCCACGGCCUCCUUCCUGAGUAUCUUUUCCGCGGUUAUGAUCACCAUGAUUGGUGUUGGCGUGCAGUACAAGGGCGGCCAGAACAUCAGCAUCACCACCGACACGACCCUGUACACUGCCUUCAGCGGCGUCACUCAGAUUAUGUUCGCUUACUGCGCCCAUGUUGCCUUCUUCGGCCUGAUCGCUGAGAUGGAGGAGCCCAAGGACUUCCCCAAGGCACUGUGUCUGCUGCAGGCCUUUGAGAUCUGCCUGUACGUGGUGGCGGCCAUUGUGAUCUACUACUACGUGGGCAACGGCGUUGACUCGCCGGCCCUGGGCUCGGCUGGUCCAGUCUUGAAGAAAGUGGCGUAUGGCAUGGCCAUUCCCACGAUUAUCGGAGCCGGUGUGGUGAAUGGACACGUCGGUCUCAAGUACAUCUAUGUGCGUAUUUUCCGGAACUCCGGGCGCAUGCACAAGAACGACUGGAUCUCGGUGGGAUCGUGGAUUGCCAUUGGCGUGACCUGCUGGGUGAUUGCCUGGAUCAUCGGCGAGGGUAUCCCUUCAUUCAGCAACCUUGUCAGUCUGAUUAGCUCGCUGUUUGCUAGUUGGUUCAGUUUCGGUCUACCGGGUGCAUACUGGCUUCACAUGAACUACGGCCAAUGGUGGUCGAGCCCGAAGAAGUCCGCUUUGACCAUCCUCAACAUGCUGAUCUUCUGCAUUGGUGGCGCGAUGUGCGGUCUUGGUCUGUACGCGUCGGGCAAGGCCAUCCACGACGAUUCGUCCCGGAGCAGCUUUUCAUGUGCCAACAAUGCAUAGAUGGGUUACGGACUCGAUUAAAAAUUCAGGAUGACAAGACGACUAAUGGUGAUGAGGAGAUUUAAUGUAUAUAAGAGCAAGCAAUAGAUAGUAUCCGUUAUGAUCUGUGCUGAGCAC